This is a messenger RNA of Boleophthalmus pectinirostris (great blue-spotted mudskipper), 2872 nucleotides long. Its product is annotated as transcription elongation factor A N-terminal and central domain-containing protein. The record is from RefSeq and is a predicted model, not a curated record. The transcript is spliced from 9 exons. Gene Ontology annotation, biological process: DNA-templated transcription. Gene Ontology annotation, cellular component: nucleus. NCBI's taxonomy places the organism in Eukaryota, Metazoa, Chordata, Actinopteri, Gobiiformes, Gobiidae. Bases 1941 to 2843 code for a protein of 300 amino acids.
GCUUACCUCACAUCAACUGAAGCUGUUUCAAAGGCCAGUGUAGAGAAAUGGCUGAUGUUUUACACAUGAUGUUAGCGAGCCUUAUUGUAAACUAGCUUUCAUCUUAGUAAAGGAAAUGGCACCUGACUGGAUAAAUGUUGGCACUGAAGAGGCGAACAGUUCUACUGCAGCGGUUGUUGGCAUAGAUGGAAUAAAGCUGACUCUUGAUUCUGAAAAUGUAGAGAAGAGAGAGUGCAUUUAAAUUAAAGGUUUGAGAAGAGGCUCUAUUCACGCUUACGUCACAAUCCAAGAAGACGUUUAGAAACAUGCGAUGAAAACUUCCGAUGUAAUUACUGACAUUGUGCUCGGAAAUAAUUGGAAAUAAUCUUGAAAUAUGGCUCAUCUCUUGUGUCAGUGGAGAAAUGAUGAAAACUGAGGUAUGGUUGUAAUUGUUGAUUAGCCGAACAUAACCGAACGCUACAAUGACAUAUAGAUGAAGAAAGCUGGUACAUUUUCAAAUUUUUCUUAGAUUUUGUCAGACUUAUUACGGUGAACAGAGCCUGCCGGAAGUUGUCAUCGCAUAUUUCCAAACAUCUUCCUGGUUUGUGGCCUAAGCCUGAAUAGAGCGAGCGUGUGGCAGGCUGUGAUUGGCUGACAGCUUUCUUCCUGGUUGAAUUAGCUCCAACUUUAUUUUGAGUUGUGGUUUCCAAGCAACACAUGUUCCCAGGUGCAAAGGUUAAGUGUUAGCCGCAGUUGCCAAAACCAUAUGGGGAGCACUAUGUUAUGCCCACUGAUGCAUAGCUGGACAUGUUUGGAGGACUCUGUUCGACCUUUGACACCACGCUCCAAUAAUUUGGAUGGAUUAAACUAGAUUAGCCACUAGAGCUGCUGAUGAGAGGAUUAGACAGCAGAAACCAAAGCAUCCCGCAAACAAGAUUUAGCGAUAACAGUGAUUUUGAGUGUGCCAGUGUAAAGAUAAUUUCACUAAGAUCUUUAUCGAUUGACAAGAAUGAUUAGUUUACACAGUCAGCUAAGAAAAGAUGGUACUUAAGCAGGGGAUGCCAGCCAGCACUUUGUUUUGUUUUUAUUUUCUGCAGAUAAAUCGCCACCAUCUCACCCUUUUUGACACCUCUAUCUUCACAGCUCUCAUUGCUUUGAGUGACCAUGUGUGUCCCUGAUUGGCCCAAUUGAAAACAGGAAGAUUCAGUGGUGGCCAGACUCACAUUUUUGUAAAGUAUUACAAAUUACCCUGGCCCUCCCCUGUGAUCACAUUACACAGGAGCCCAGCCGAUGGACCACAACUGCCCCUCGGCCCCUGCCUCUCUGUGGGAAGCUAUGUGUGCAUCUCUGACCCGGGAUUUCCCAUAAGGCCGUGCACGUGUUCAACGGGUUGCUAGCUGCCAAAUAUGUGACCUUUUUUGCUUUCAACUCCUCCCUGGAAGAUUCCCCUUCACAAAAGAAAACAAAUGCUGCUCUGGUUAUGUGAAAUCACCUCAAGGUUGCAGUAGGAGGAAAAGGGAGAGGAGCGACCCCACCCUUUUCACACAGUUUGGAGUGAGGGACCCUGCUGUCUCGAAAAAGUCACAUGGUCCACUACAGUCUCCAGCACCCAAACAAAAAGAAGGCAUGCCGGAUCUUGCACCUACCACACUGCGCAUUCUUCACAUUUUUAUGAGCUUCAACUUCUAUUAUGGGCCUGCAGACUUGUUACGGCUUGUUCGAAGUUGGCUCCUUCCUUCAUCCUCAUUUUUGCAUUUGUACACCAUUCAUACAAGUUCGAGCCCGUCGGCUAGAAACAAAAGCUCCAAUUUGUUUUCACUUGACUAAAAGGACAUUCAACAUGGCUGCCCCCCUCAAGACGGUUUGCGUUUGUAUGUGAAGAAACUAUAAUGGAUUACAGGUGAAGAAAUAACAUCUCAGUGGAGACAAGCAGGGAGUCUAGCCUCCAUCAGAAAGGCAUCAUGGAGAUUAAAGAUGUGCUCCAGUGUGUUCUGCAAAUUGACAAAUUUAAUGCAGAGAGAAACUACAGCGACAUGUUGGUGCUUCUUGGUGACCUGGAUAAGCACCAUGUAUCUGCCGAACAACUGGAAACUACAGACAUUGUCAAAGUUUUAUACCGAAUCCUCAAAUCCUGCAAAAACAGCGAUGUGAAAAAGAAUUUGAAGACUAUAUUGGCAAAGUGGAAAAAAGGAUAUAGCAAAGAAAAAGAUGUGAAGCUGGAGCAUGCAGGAAAGACUGAUUUGGCGUUAAAAAGUGAGAUUAAACCCACACUGGAACAAAACGAAGAUAAAUCCAAGACAGAAAAUGUAAUCCUUUCUUCAAAUUUAUCACCUGUUCGAUCUAAAUGCGUCCAGCUUCUUCUGUCUGCCAUUUGCACGCAAUCUAGUGACCACGACAAAGCUUUAAAACUCACUGAAGACAUUGAAAACCACAUUUAUGAAUUACACAAAUCAAACAUACCCAAAUACAAAAAUUGUGUCCGAAGCAAGAUCUCUAACCUGAAGAAUCCCAAAAGCGGCCAUCUUAGGGAGGGGCUUUUAAACGGAUCUCUAUCACCCCAAGUUUUUGCUGUAAUGUCGACGGAAGAAAUGGCAAGUCCAGAUUUAAAACAGUUAAGGCAAGAAUACUCAUCUCAAAGUGUGAAUGAAAGACAGCUACCUCAAAGUAUAGAAGGGACGCCCACUCAGAAGAUCCGGUGUAAGAGAUGUGAUAGUAUGGAUUGUAGAGUGACACAGGUAUCACGGGGUGCCCUGUUCCUGCCCGCUUGGGUCAAACAGAGUGGACCAGAUGACGACUCAAUGACCUUUGUGAUCUGUAGUGCGUGUGGACAGCAGUGGUAUCAUAACAGCUGGGUUUGCCUUUAAAAAUCAUGAAUAAAUGUCCUUUCAAAUUA